GAAAGGUAUCGGAUGAUGUUAUAAAAUAUUGUAACAGCUCAACUAUCUGAAGCACAAAUACAAAAGUUAGCUCGAGAACAAAAUUGCUUUCGAAGACUAGUGAAAUGGGUUUGUCAGUUAAGAACGGUUACGAGGAACACGUAUCCGAUCUUGAACAGUCUUCUUGAACGCAUCGGAAGGAGGGAUUUAAUCGCGUGUCUCGCAGAACUCAGCAUGAAAACUUCCAAGUCACCGAAAGUAAUUCGCGAAGCUCAAGCGGACGAUUUGGACGAAUACGAAGGAGUCGCGACAACAGCCACGCUGAAAGAGAAAGAUAGUAAUACAGAACCUCAACUCUCGGAGCAGAUGAUUCAGAAGAUCAGUGGACGUACUACUAUCAAACUGUCGUUGCACAGCGCAGGCAUCGUUCUCGCUUCAAUCAUAGUCGUAUCUUGUUUAUGUACUUUACUUAUAAGGAACAGACUGAUGAAACUAUUCGAUAGAAUACGAGGGAAGAAGAAAAAAGGUAAAUUUAUCGCAAUCGGAGAUGACAUAGAGGAUGUGUCUAGAAGUUACUUCAUUCGAAAGCCACGAAUAAAAAGGAAACGACCUCCGUCGUACGAAUUGGUGCACACAGCCACGCAAAACUCCGUGCCACCUCCAUCUGUACCACAGGAACCGGAAGAACCAGAGCCGAUGGCUUGUUACAGAUGUUACAAGAAGAAACGGAAGAAAAGCACCAAAAGACCGAAGAGAUGA
Bombus impatiens (common eastern bumble bee) is the source of this 738-nucleotide messenger RNA. RefSeq lists its product as uncharacterized. The coding region runs from base 214 to 738 and encodes 174 amino acids. Lineage: Eukaryota; Metazoa; Arthropoda; Insecta; Hymenoptera; Apidae. The record is from RefSeq and is a predicted model, not a curated record. The transcript is spliced from 4 exons.